AUGGUCCUUGCUCCCCACGGCUCGGACACGUUCGUGUGGAUCGACUCGGCUGCGACUCUCGCCGUGACCCUGUUCUUGCUGCAACUGGUGCGCUCAGCGGCACGCUCGCUGAAGUCUUCCUUUGAUAUAGUGGUUCGACUGAACUGCCAGUCUCUGCUGACGGGCGUUAUCUACGAAAAAGCCCUCCGAUUACACUGCUCCGAAACGCAAGAGUACUCCGAGGGCCGCGUCAUGAACAUGAUCAGCGCGGAUGUGAAGGACAUCUUUGCCUCGGCUUCCGAUCUGCAUCUCGUCUGGCUCACUCCGGCUCAACUUGUGGCGACGCUGAUCUUGCUGAAUCGCUUGAUUGGAUGGUCUAUGUGGGUCGGUAUUGGAUGCAUGUUGGUCCUCAUGACCAUCUUGAUGGCGUUCGCUCCGGUUUACGAAAGAUUUUGUGAACUCUUUCUCGAGCAUGAAGAUACCCGCCUCAAUAAGAUCCGCGAAAUGCUUUUGGGUAUCCGCAUGGUGAAACUCCGCGCCAUGGAAUCAAUCUUCGCCAAUGAAAUCAACAGCAUGCGUGACAAACAAAUCGACGCCCUAAAAAGCAAAGUCGGCGUCAACACCUUCGCUUGGACAUUAACAGCGCUCAUCACAAUCAUCAUGCCAGUCACGUCAUUUCUAGCGUUCGCUUCUCGAUCGGAUGGGACGUUCUCCGCAAGCAUCAUCUUCCCCGCGCUGGCGCUCUUCAGCGCCCUCGCUGAGCCGUUGAACUUUUACCCGGGGAUGUUGACGGAUGUUUGGAAACUGCGGGUGUCGUGGGCCCGUGUCGCUGGGUUUUUGCGUGCGCGUGAGGUUGAUCCUGUCGUCAAUGGUACAUUCACUUGGGCGGCGGCGGCAGCGGAUUCCGGAGAACCAUCCGAAACGGAUCCGUUGCUAUCAUCUGAAGCCCGUCCUGCUCCCAUCUUGAAGGGCGUCGACGUCUCCAUACCCUCUGGAGCACUGAUGAUGGUUGUUGGAGCAGUCGGCUCAGGAAAAUCGUCGUUCCUCUCUGCGUUGCUGGGCCAUAUGGUUCAGAUAUCUGGCGAGACAAAGAUGAACGGCUCGACCGCUUACGCGCCUCAACAGCCGUGGAUUACUACAGGGACAAUCAAAGACAACAUCGUUUUCAACGCAGCCAUCAACGACGCAAAGCUCAAACAAGUCAUCGAGGCUUGCUGUCUGGAGAGUGAUUUAGGGCAGAUGCGAGCCGGAUUGGAGACCAGUAUUGGAGAAUUGGGCGUGAAUCUGUCAGGCGGGCAGAAGGCCAGGGUGGCUUUGGCUAGGGCUGGGUAUGCGGAUGCUGAUAUCAUACUCCUGGAUGAUCCGCUCGGCUCGCUCGACCCGGUCGUCAGUCGGGACGUUUUUGCGAAAUGCAUCCAAGGGGUACUUGCUGGCAAAACUCGAAUCCUCGUUACCCACCAGCUCCAUCUCCUCCAACAUGCGGAUCAUAUUAUUGUCUUGAAGGAGAACAGUAUUGCGGAGCAGGGCACGUACACGGACCUCAUGGCAGCAAACGGCACUCUUUCCGCCCUUGUGAAAGAUCAUCAAGUGGACGACGCCGCACCAGCUUCUUGCGCACCCGAGAUCUUCAACGCUGAAGACGUCCCGGAAGCUUCCGCGGAAGGAGACGACGACUUCCAAAAAACCGAAUCCCGAAUCCGUGGCCGCAUCAGCAAAGCCCAUCUAAUGGCGUACAUCCGGUCCAUCGGCGGCUGGAAGAUGGUCAGCGUGAUUCUGAUGUCGGUGUCUGUGAAACAGGCGGCGUCUGUUAUGGCUGCUGUUUGGCUCGCGUGGUGGUCUGAGAAGCAUUUUGCGGAUUUCACACAGGGUGAUUAUUUUGAGGUUUAUGGAGGGUUGGCGGCUGGGCAAGCUGUUUCUAUCAGUCUCUUCCUCGUCGUGGUCUACUACGCCGGGUUCCGCGGCAGCAAAUACUUCCACCCGGCCGCCCUCCAAAACAUCCUCAGGUCGCCCCUCUCCUUCUUCGAACGCGAACCCAUCGGCCGUAUCAUGAACCGCUUCUCGGGCGACCUCGACACUAUCGACGAUGACCUACCGUCCGAGCUACACCUCUUCCUCACCAACCUCUUUGACCUCCUCGGCACGUUCGCCAUCCUCACCUGGGUAUCCUAUUGGAUCGUCGUCAUCGCGGUUCCCAUUGUCGCGUGCUACUGGCACCUCCAGCGGAGGUAUCGCCCCGUCGCGCGUGAAAUCCGCCGUAUGAUGGCCAUCCAACGCUCUCCACUCUUCGCCUACAUCUCCGAAUCCCUCGCGGGCGUGAACGUGAUCCGCGCAUUCUGCCGCGAAAAGGAUUUCAUCGCGACGCAGAGACGGCAUUUGGACGCGAGUUUGGAGGUGAAUGUGAUUCGUGCGGCGUGUACGGUGUGGUUGGAGUUUCGCUCGGAGUUUCUGGCGUCGUUUGUGACGUUGGGGAUGGCGCUUGUCGGGGUGUUGUCGGAGGCGGCGGCGGGGUUUGUGGCGCUGGCGUUAGUUUAUACGGUGGCGUUGAAUACUAGUGUGCAGGCGUUCGUCAAGUCAAGCGUAGAUCUCGAAGCAGCCCUCGCGGCCGUCGAACGUCUCUCCGAAUACGCCACCGAUCUGAUCCCCGAACCACCUGCCAACCUACCCACCGAUCCCACAUCAACCGAGUGGCCCACCGAGGGCAAGAUCGUCGUAACGGACCUCAAAAUUGCAUACCCCAGCAAUCCCGACGCACCUGUUCUCAAAGGUCUCACCCUCAUCAUCAACCCAGGCGAGCAUAUCGCAGUGGUUGGACGUACAGGAUCCGGCAAGUCGACAUUCAUGAGCGCCUUGUUCAGGGUCGUUGAAUACACCUCUGGUUCAGUGACCAUCGACGGCCGCGAUGCCAGCACUCUCGGUUUGAAUGUCCUACGUUCAAGUAUCCAGAUAAUACCCCAGGACCCGGUUCUGUUCGAGGGUACCAUCCGCUCCAACCUCCUGCUCGGGCAUGCAAACUGGACCCAUCAUGCGUCCAUCACCGAUGCCGACAUCUGGUCCGCAAUCCGGCGCGUCGGGCUCGGCAAAAUGGUCGAAGACCUCCCCGACAAGCUCGACCACGCCGUCGAAUCCGGCGGUCGGAGUCUGUCAUUCGGUCAACGGCAGCUGAUUUGUCUUGCGCGAGCGUUGCUUGAACGGCCGAAGAUCUUGGUGCUGGAUGAGGCGACGGCGAGUUUGGAUGCAGAGGCGGAUGCGAUGGUGCAGGAUGUUAUUGCAAGGGAGAUGAAGGGAGUUACGGUUAUUUCUGUUGCGCAUCGACUGCACACGAUCGCAGGCUUCGACCGGGUCCUCGUCCUUGACGAUGGUGAAAUUGUCGAAUCAGGAACUCCCACGGAAUUGCUGAGAAAUUCGGAAACUCAUUUCAACCGUCUUGCAUCCGCCAUGGGCAUGGCGAACCGUGAGGCGUUGGUGAGGGCUGCACAGGCGUAA
Messenger RNA from Fimicolochytrium jonesii, 3462 nucleotides. Its product is annotated as P-loop containing nucleoside triphosphate hydrolase protein. The record is from RefSeq and is a predicted model, not a curated record. Gene Ontology annotation, biological process: transmembrane transport. Gene Ontology annotation, molecular function: ATP hydrolysis activity; ATP binding; ABC-type transporter activity. Gene Ontology annotation, cellular component: membrane. The transcript is spliced from 9 exons. Lineage: Eukaryota; Fungi; Chytridiomycota; Chytridiomycetes; Spizellomycetales; Powellomycetaceae. Bases 1 to 3462 code for a protein of 1153 amino acids.